Messenger RNA from Penicillium brevicompactum, 1890 nucleotides. RefSeq lists its product as uncharacterized. The record is from RefSeq and is a predicted model, not a curated record. The transcript has a single exon. Gene Ontology annotation, molecular function: protein binding. Bases 1 to 1890 code for a protein of 629 amino acids. Lineage: Eukaryota; Fungi; Ascomycota; Eurotiomycetes; Eurotiales; Aspergillaceae.
AUGUCUUUACUGGACCUCCCAAUCGAAUUGUCAACGCAAAUCUUGUCAUAUCUCGAAUACGCGUCUGACGUUUGCGCAUUCUCACAGACCCACCCUUCUUUCUAUCGUGUGGCUCAACCUCGCAUUGCCCAGGUCGUGGAAAAUGAAGAUCCCCCUCUCUCUUUAGUGGAUGCUGCGAAGAAGGGAAGUGAAGCUUCUGUUCGCAAAUUGCUGAAGAUGGGCGCCCGGUUCCCAGAACCUUUCAAGCCCAGCAUUGCCACCGCUCCUGGAGACCCAAUGGGAUGGGCUGCCAAAAAUGGACAUGUGGGGGUUGUGAGGUUGUUUCUUGAGCACGGCAGAGAUCCCCAUCCACUCAGCAGCUGUUAUGGGGGCCCCAAAGAACCCGUUCCUGCAAACGUUUCCUACUGGGACCCGCCACUAUUGAGGAAUCCUCUUUGCUACAAUCCUCUGAUGCUAGCAGCGAUGGAGGGCCAUGAACCUGUGGUGAAACUUUUGAUAGAACACGGUGUCAAACAUCAUUACAACGAUAACGCCGCUUCCGAUGUGAGGUGGGAACACCCUUUGACAUGGGCAGUCAUCAAACAGAAUAUUCCAAUCAUAAAGCUUCUGAUUGAUAUUGACAUAGACGGUCCAUUGCGCUCUAGCAAUCGCUAUAAUAGUCCGUUGCAUGCACUUGCGCUGAUACCUCCAACCAGCGUCCAUUUUGAUGAGAUCUUUGAUCUCCUGACCUACUUUGUGGACUUUCACUCAUGUCGAGGGGGCGAUUUAAGCGCAUUUGAGCUUGGGGUGAGUAAGGGGAAUGUAAAAUUUGUCGAACGUGCACUUCACUGGGAAAAAAUCAACGAGUUGCGUCCUCGUGACAUCACCUAUCUUUUGAGGAACGCUGAAGAAACGGCCCGGACAGAUCCCAAGAUGGCUUCUGUUCUCAUGGGUCAAUUUGACGUGAACCAGGCUAUGAGGUAUGACGAUGCUGCACGGGACAGGCUUUUCCGCGCGGCUGCCGCUGGUGGCUUCAUGGAUGUGAUGAAGCGGCUUAUGAAGGACUAUAAGCAUUGUCCCCUUGGCGAGGAUCAGUAUCUGCCUCUGCUAGGUCUCGCUGCUCAAAAUGGGCAUAUUGAGAUGUACAAGCUACUAUCCAAACGCGAGGACACUGCCAGAUACGGACCAACCAACCAGCCGCAAAUGCAAGAAUAUGAUGUCCACCCUUUCACAGGCUUUCAGCCACCAUACGACAUGACUCCGGAAGAUAGUCCAAUGAUCCAGGCCCUCCAUAGGGGGCACUACGAAAUGGUCAAAUUCCUGAUUGACGAAGACUAUGAUAAAGUCCUUGCAUCUGAAGAGGGGCCACAGUUACUAUUUGAUAGAGCACUCUUCUACGGACAAACCGAAAUUGUUCAAAAGCUAUUCGACAAACGCACCGCUCCGCCAUUGGGGGAUAUUAUGUACGAGGAUUGUGCACUGUCGAUCUGCAUGGCAAUCCUUGGGGGCGAAGCUGUCUUUCGCACACUCUUGAAGAACGAAGUUCACCUUGACCCUAAAGAUCAUUAUCACAAAAAAGCAUUCGAGCUCGCAGCCUUUCGGGCAGAAGUGCCUAUUCUUGAGAUAUUUCUAGACGCCGGAUUCAGAAGUGAUAUGAAAAGAUGCGGCUUCGCGCCAGCGUCUGUGUCUCUGCACUGCGAAGACGGUCUUACCUUGCCUUUGAUCUAUGCAGCUCAUGCAAGGGACAGAAAGGACGCCGAGGCUGCGGUUGAUCUUCUGCUCAAACGGGGGGGCGUCGAUCAAUCAGCCGAGUGGCAAAGGAUCUUGCAGCGCGCUAUAUGCAACAGCUACCGGUUCAAUGACGGCUCAAAUAUUCAGCAUGCAGUUGAAAAUUUUGGAAUGUUUGCCUAA